Messenger RNA from Elgaria multicarinata webbii, 4528 nucleotides. Its product is annotated as 1-phosphatidylinositol 4,5-bisphosphate phosphodiesterase gamma-1-like. The transcript has 32 exons. NCBI's taxonomy places the organism in Eukaryota, Metazoa, Chordata, Lepidosauria, Squamata, Anguidae. The record is from RefSeq and is a predicted model, not a curated record. Bases 80 to 3979 code for a protein of 1299 amino acids. Gene Ontology annotation, molecular function: calcium ion binding; phosphatidylinositol-4,5-bisphosphate phospholipase C activity; protein binding. Gene Ontology annotation, biological process: release of sequestered calcium ion into cytosol; positive regulation of epithelial cell migration; phosphatidylinositol-mediated signaling.
GACUCGCCUCCUUUUCUUCCCCUGCAAAGGCCACCGGCCUUGACUCGCUCGCCACUAGCCCGGCCAUGUGGUGAAGACGAUGUCUCUGUCCCGGCUGAACAGCUUUGCCAAUGGCUUCCUGGAGGACCCCUCCGGGAUGGAGGCCGGAGGGGCCGACAUCGCCCGGGUCCUCAAGUGCUUGGAGAUGGGCACCGUCCUGACUUUGUUCUACCAAAAGAAAUCCCAGCGGCCUGAACGGAGGACCUUCCAAGUCCGGCUGAAGAGCAGGCAGGUCGUCUGGAGCCGCACGCCCGAGAAGGUGGAAGGGGAUGUGGAUCUUAGGGAAAUUAAGGAGAUCCGACCAGGCAAGAAUUCCCGGGAUUUCGAACGAUACCCAGAAGAUGCCCGGAAGCUGGACUCCGCGUUUUGUUUCGUCAUCUUAUAUGGAAUGGACUUCAGGCUGAAGACAUUGAGUGUUGCUGCCUUUUGCGAGGACGAUGUCAAUCUCUGGGUGGCAGGCCUGAACUGGCUGGUGACGGACACACAGCGCUCGCAGACACCACUUCAAGUUGAAAGGUGGCUGAGAAAACAGUUUGACACGAUGGACAGAUCAAGAGAAGGCAGCAUCACACCCAAGGAUCUGAAGGCCAUGCUCCCCCAGGUCAACUACCGCGUGCCUAACAUGAGGUUCCUGCGGGACAAGCUUCUGGAGGUAGAAGUCCGCACCGAAAUUAACUUCAGCCACUUUGCACACUUCUAUAAAAACUUGAUGUUUGACGCCCAGAAAUCGAUAAUUGAACAGCUGGAAUUGUCCUUCCCUUUACGAAAUGUGGACAGGCCAGAACUCUGCCAGAUCACGUUGUAUGACUUCCAGAAGUUCCUGCAGUAUGAUCAGAAGGAGCCGUGGGCUAGUGACGUCGCCAAAGUCCGGGAGUACAUGUGCAGCUACCUGCGGGAUCCCUUCAGCGAUAUGACAGAACCUUUCUUCCAGCUGGAUGAGUUCCUGACGUUCCUGUUCUCCAAAGAAAACAUGGCCAUCGACUCCAAGUAUGAGCGGGUGGUACCAGAUGAAAUGAAUUACCCUUUAUCUCAGUACUGGAUCUCGUCUUCUCAUAACACGUAUCUCACGGGAGACCAGUUCUCCAGCGAGUCCUCCCUGGAAGCCUACGCCCGCUGCCUCCGGAUGGGUUGCCGCUGCAUAGAAUUGGACUGUUGGGAUGGUCCCGAUGACCUUCCGAUCAUCUACCACGGCCACACGCUCACCUCCAAAAUCAAGUUCUUGGACGUGUUGCACACCAUCAAGGAACACGCCUUCACCACCUCUGAAUUUCCCAUCAUCCUCUCCAUUGAGGACCACUGCAGUAUUGUCCAGCAGAGGAACAUGGCCGCCCACUUCAAGAAGGUUUUCGGGGACAUGCUGCUUACCAAGCCAGUGGACAUCAACGCUGACCAGCUACCCUCACCUGCUCAGCUCAAGAAAAAAAUCCUCAUCAAGCACAAGAAACUGGUCGAAGGGAACCUUUACGAAGAAGUCUCCAUGGCCAGUUACUCAGAGAAUGACAUCAGCAAUUCCAUCAAGAAUGGCAUCCUUUACCUCGAGGAUCCAAUUGACCACACCUGGAGUCCGCACUAUUUCGUUCUGACGAGCAACAAGAUCUAUUACUCUGAGGAGACGUCCCGCUACCAGUCUAACGAGGACGAGGAAGAGACCGAACAGAAAGAGGAGUUGAACAACAAUGAGCUGCACUUCAACGAGAAGUGGUUCCAUGGCAAGCUGGGCGGAGGCCGCGACGGGCGCCAGAUUGCAGAGAAGCUGCUGCACGAGUACUGCACAGAGACGGGGGGAAAAGACGGCACCUUCUUGGUGCGGGAGAGCGAAACCUUUGUGGGCGACUACACACUCUCCUUCUGGCGCUCCGGCCGCGUUCAACACUGCCGCAUCCAUUCCCGGCAAGAAGCCGGCACCACCAAGUUCUACCUGACGGACAACUUGGUCUUCGACAGCCUCUACAGCCUCAUCUGCCAUUACCGCGAAGUGCCGCUGCGCUGCAACGAGUUCGAGAUGCGGCUGACAGACCCCGUGCCUCAGCCUAACGCCCACGAGAGCAAGGAGUGGUACCAUGCCAGCCUGACCCGCCUGCAGGCCGAGCACAUGCUCAUGCGGGUGCCCCGGGAUGGCGCCUUCCUGGUGCGCAAGCGCAGUGAGCCCAGCUCUUACGCCAUCUCCUUUCGGGCGGAGGGCAAGAUCAAGCACUGCCGGAUCCAGCAGGAAGGGCGGCUUUUCAUGCUGGGCAGCUCGGCGGAAUUCGAGAGCCUCCUCGACCUGGUUAGCUACUACGAGAAGCACCCGCUGUACCGCAAGAUGAAACUGCGUUACCCGAUCAACGAGGAGACGCUGGAGAAGAUGGGCACAGCGGAAUUGGACUACGGAGCCCUGUAUGAGGUGCGGACCCCUCACUUCUACGUGGAAGCGAACAAGAUGCCCACGGCCAGGUGUACAGUGAAGGCCUUGUAUGACUACAAAGCCCAGCGGGAAGACGAGCUCUCGUUCUGCAAGCAAGCCAUUAUUCACAAUGUUGACAAGCAGGAUGGAGGAUGGUGGCGAGGAGACUAUGGGGGCAAGAAGCAGCUCUGGUUCCCUGCCAACUACGUGGAGGAGAUCAUGAACACCUCCGCGCCAGAGCAGGAUGAAGCUUCGGUAGAGAACAGCCCUCUGGGCAACUUCCUGAAAGGGUUCAUUGAUGUCCCUUCCUGCCACAUAGUUAUCUCCAAAGACGGGAGGAGCUCCAAACCAUUUGUCUUCACCAUCCAUUCCCAGCAGAUGACCCACCCAUCCCAAUCGCUGGACGUUGCCACGGACACCCAGGAAGAGCUCAACGACUGGGUGGCCAAAAUCCGGGAGGCCACGCAGAAUGCAGAUGCCAGGAUGCAGGAAGGGAAGAUCAUGGAGCGGAGGAAAAAGAUUGCUCUGGAGCUGUCAGAACUGGUCGUUUACUGCCGCCCGGUGCCCUUUGAUGAGGAAAAGAUCGGCACAGAGAAAGCCUGUUACCGGGACAUGUCCUCCUUCCCCGAGACCAAGGCGGAGAAGUACGCCAACCGCAGCAAGGGCAAGAAAUUCCUGCAGUAUAACCGCCGGCAGCUGAGCCGCGUCUACCCCAAGGGGCAGCGCCUCGACUCCUCCAACUAUGACCCGCUGCCCAUGUGGAUCUGUGGCAGCCAGUUGGUGGCCCUCAACUUCCAGACGCCCGACAAGCCGAUGCAGCUGAACCAGUCGCUGUUCAUGCUGGGGGGCCGCAGUGGAUACGUGUUGCAGCCGGACAUUAUGCGAGACGACCUCUUUGACCCCUUUGACAAGAGCAGCUUGAAGCACGUGGAGCCCAUCACUGUUCAGCUUCAGAUCCUAGGGGCCCGACACCUCCCCAAGAACGGCCGUAGCAUCGUUUGCCCCUUUGUGGAGGUGGAGGUCUGCGGCUCCGAGUUUGACAACAGCAAGAACAAGACGGAUGUCGUGGCUGACAACGGCCUCAAUCCUGUCUGGCUCAUCAAGCAGUUUGUCUUUGACAUCAACAACCCUGAGUUUGCCUUCCUGCGCUUUGUGGUCUAUGAGGAGGACAUGUUCAGCGACCCCAACUUCUUGGCUCAGGCCACCUUCCCCAUCAAGGGCCUCAAGACAGGUUACAGGUCGGUGCCGCUGAAGAACAGCUACAGCGAGGACCUUGAACUUGCUUCUCUGCUGCUCCACAUUGAAAUUGUCAACGCCAAGGAAGAAGAUGACGAGAACUUGUACUCCUCCAUCCAGCAAUUGCGCGACCGGGCCAACGAGCUCUCCAACCAGGUGUCCAGCUUCGAACACAGCAACAACGCCGACUCGCGUUAUCAACAGCGCCUGGACGAGCUGCGGGCGGCGCAAGAGAGGCUAAUGGAGCUGACGGAAGUGCGCAACAGGAAGUUGAUGGAGAAGAAGAAACGGGACCGGCAGUUGGCCAACAAGCGUAACUGAACCAAGGCUCCUGCCCCUGGCUUGCCCCUGCUACUGGGAGCCUGGAGCGGCCUCCCCCGUCUCCCCACGUAACCCCAGGGAGGCCUUUGAUACCAGCUCUUACCCAGACUGCUGCCCACGUCCAGCUGGCUGCCUGGUCGUGGGGCAGAGGCUACCGUGGCUGAUGCCACCACCGUAGUAGGCACGCGCUCCUCAGCAGUGCUGGGAAGCUGGGGCUUUGCUGGCCAUUUCUCCAUUGUAGUAAGCAGGCUGGCAAGAUGAACACAACAGCCUGCUCGGAGGGAGGCCAGGCCAUUCCCACAGGCCUCAUCACAGACAUUCAGUGUGAAUCACUCCAUUGAAAAGUUUGGUUGAGCUCAUUUUAAUCCAUAGCUUUUUCCUUCCACACAGACAGAGGAACCAGUUCUUUUUAAUUGAAACUCCCACGCACACACACACUUUCUUUUAGGGGGGCAACUUAUGGCAGUGGCAGAAGUCUCUAAUAUCACUUCCCCAGAGAGCUUCACCCCCACCCCACCCCCACACACAGUACAAACCUACACAGCUAGC